Messenger RNA from Glossina fuscipes, 609 nucleotides. Its product is annotated as autophagy-related protein 23-like. The transcript is spliced from 3 exons. Bases 1 to 609 code for a protein of 202 amino acids. NCBI's taxonomy places the organism in Eukaryota, Metazoa, Arthropoda, Insecta, Diptera, Glossinidae. The record is from RefSeq and is a predicted model, not a curated record.
AUGACAAUUCCUGCAGAUAAGCAUAUAACACAAUUACAAAUACAUAAAAAUAUUUUCAUUACUCUGCGCUUAUUUCCAGAUACAAAGUGCAAUUGUGAGGAAUUGGAUCAAAAACUUCGAGAUUCUCGACAACAGGAAAAAUAUCGCAUCGAUAUGAAACGCUAUAAUCAAAAGUUACAUGAACAGACUACAAAAGCUGAGAAAGCUAUGAAUGCUUGGGCAACGAGUAAAACGCAAUUGGAACAAUUGCAACAAUUACAAAAGAAUGCUGCCGCUAAUGAUGAAGAGGUCUUAGGAGAAGCCUCAACAAAACCUGCCGUCACCCUAAACGCGGAAUUGAUAUAUGCAGAUGUGCAAACUGAUGGAGAUUUAAACGAUAUGAUUCAAUCCUUGCAAGGCAAGAACAAUGAUUUGAAAAAGAUCUGUCGUUUUCGUUGCAAAACCAUUAAAGAUUUGGAAGAGAAAAUGCCGCAGAAAGAGAACACCGAGGGCAAUUCGUUAUCCGCUUUAGAAAUAAUUCAACAGAAAUAUGAAAAUGCCAAAAUGAUCUUGCAAUCAAGACGUGAUGAAAUACGUAAAUUACAGGAACAGUUGAAUGUGAAAAACUAA